Molecule: messenger RNA, 1295 nt
Organism: Tuber aestivum (summer truffle)
Lineage: Eukaryota; Fungi; Ascomycota; Pezizomycetes; Pezizales; Tuberaceae
Source: the annotation of a GenBank genome assembly
CCAUAUCAGUUGAUUCCCUACGGCAGGAACAGCACAUUCACGGGUCGAAAAAGUCUUCUAGAAUCGUUAAAGGGAUUUACCGGGGGUUCUUCGCACUGCCGAAUCGCACUGCAUGGGCUAGGUGGCUCAGGGUAUGUGUCGAUUAUUUCCCCAUAGGAAGGAUGAGCUGACGUUGCUUAGAAAAACUCAGAUUGCGCUUGAAUACGUUUAUCGGUGCAUCAGCGAGAGCGGUUGUCAUGUUUUCUGGGUGCAUGGAAGUGGGCUUUCAAAAUUCAGUGAGGAAUUUAGGCGUAUUGCAGACCAUGUCCCGAUUCCUCUAGCCAGCGCUGCGACGGACCAAGAAGGAUUCCUGUUAAAUAUUAGGAAGUGGUUAGAAGGCUCGAAUAGUGGUGACUGGAUUCUGGUUAUCGACAAUGCCGACAACGACGCCGACUUUGUUGGAAACACAAGCCCUAUCGCCAAGUAUAUUCCGCAAGGCAUGAAAGGGACAGUGAUAUUCACGACCAGGUCUAGGCAGGUAGCAUCGCGGCAGGGCUGCAAAAUAAUCGAUGUUGGAAGAAUGGGAGAGGAAGAUGCAUUGGAAUUGUUUUCAAAGCGCUUCGGCAGUAGGGGCGGUUUGGAGGCUGAGGAAAAAAAGGCCAUAAGAGGGAUUCUGGCCUCUGUGCACCACCUGCCGUUGGCAGUAAUAGGCGCAGCAGCCUUCAUGAUCGAAACAAGGACACCACCAUCCAUGUACUGGACGAUUCUCCAGAAUAGCGAUGAGCAAGCGAAGAGGCUGCUUUCGCAGCGGUUUUGCGACAUCCAGCGUGAGGUUAAUGUGACCGAAAGUAUCCUCGGUACAUACUUUGUCACGUUCAACCGGAUCAGACAACAGAUGCCCCCAGCGGCACAACUUCUGCGGCUAAUUGCAUUCUUGGAUCGCCAAAGCAUACCAGAAGAGCUAUUGAGCCAACCCUACCUGGAAGCAAUGGGUGAUCUGGUUGAGUUUCGGCAGGCCAUUGGGAGGCUUUUGGGGUUCUCAUUAGUUACAAUUAUCAAAUGUGAGGAGAAAGUAUUUUACGAGCUUCAUCGCCUUGUUCAACUAUCUUUACAGGUGUAUUUACCAGCGAAAGAGCUGAAUCAAGGAAAGGCGGCUGCGCUAAGAGUGGUUUCGCGAUUGUUCCCCCGAUAUCAGAACGAGUGGCGAUGUGUCGGUCCCGUAUACAUUUCGCAUGCACUCGCUGUAACAAGGGAUUUAGGGGAUCCCAUUGCGGAAGAGCUUGGUUUUCGUAUGGGAAGGUAUUUUCUGGAUAUUG